AAAGUCACGCUUCUGUAGGCAUUCAAAGUAACCACAUUCUUUUCUACCACUAGAACCAAGAUGGCCAUGUCCCUUGCUCGCUCCGCCUGCAGCGGCGUCGCUGCUCCCCGCAGCUCGACCACCCGCGUCGCUGCUGCUCGGCCAGCUAUUCGCCCAACCCUCAGGACCGUCGGCCACAAGGCCCUAGCACCCAGCCGGGGCGUGGCCACCAAGGCCUUUACUGAAGUGGCUAUGAUUGCUGGCGAGGGCGGCUUCGUGAUUGGCACUGCUCUGACCAUGGUCGGCAUUACGCUCGUGGGCCUGGCCGUUGGCUUCGUGCUCCUCCGUGUGGAGGCCCUGGUGGAGGAGGGCAAGAUCUGAGCAUAGGACCGUGUGUUAAGUGUGUGUGUGCGUGUGUUGUGGGUAUGCAUAGUGCUGAGAGUUACGGGGUAUGACGGGGGGCUGUUCACCAGCGCUGGGGACUUCAACUGCUGCGCUGAAUCACGCGGCACAACGGGCGUGAUUUUGGAGAGGUGUUGGCCUGCAAGGCUGACACGCCGGCGGGCUGUUUUGCUUCACGUACG
Messenger RNA from Astrephomene gubernaculifera, 563 nucleotides. The record is from the annotation of a GenBank genome assembly. NCBI's taxonomy places the organism in Eukaryota, Viridiplantae, Chlorophyta, Chlorophyceae, Chlamydomonadales, Astrephomenaceae.